Messenger RNA from Penicillium digitatum Pd1, 1275 nucleotides. RefSeq names its product adaptin-binding domain-containing protein. Gene Ontology annotation, molecular function: protein-macromolecule adaptor activity. Lineage: Eukaryota; Fungi; Ascomycota; Eurotiomycetes; Eurotiales; Aspergillaceae. Gene Ontology annotation, biological process: vesicle-mediated transport. The record is from RefSeq and is a predicted model, not a curated record.
AUGACUUGUCCAGCGCCCGCAUCCAACCCCACAACCUCCACGACGCCCAAGGUGAAGAACAUCUUCAACCCGCGCCGCCUCCUUAUCCUCACACCAACCUCCCAAUCUCUCACAACAAUCCCCCCACUCCUUCACUCCUUGACCGGCGUCCCUGUCGUCGACCCGCCACAACAGCCAGUCCCUUCACCACUCGCAACCCCAUCACAGCCAGCCUUAAGUUCAACACUCCCGCCACCAACAAGUACCUUUGCCGGCUAUACAACCCAUAGCCCUCUCCGCCUCAAAACAAAAUACUAUACAACAGAAGUUCCCGUGUGGGUCGACGAGAUCCCACUCGAGAUCCACGACCCAGACACACAAAGCACUACCACACCCGCACCAACAGCCGAGCAAUGGAAAACGGAGUUCCUAAGCACAGAAGCUGAGAUCGUGCGCGAGGCUGUUGGGGCUCUGGUUGUUUGCGCGCAUACUCCUAGCGAUGUGAGACCUGUACCAGGAUCCAAUGUAAAAGCAGACCCCGCCGAGCGGCCUGACGUGCGUGCCCUGCGUGACCUGAUGCGCGGUAUCAGCGCUGUAAAGGAUCGCAUUGAUGAGGAGCGCGGCGAACUGGGUGAUGUUCCUGGUGUUUUUGUGUUGAUUGGGAGUCGGAAAGGGGCGGCGAGUGUAGGAGUGAGUCAGCAGGGAUCCAAGGAUCCCGAUGCAGACCUGGGGCUCGGUGUUGAUGAUGAGGAUUUAGAUGGUGGGGAUACAGUGCCAUUUUCGGUUAGUUGGUGGGAGGAUCAGUUCUAUGACAUGGGGUUAUUGGGGUGGGAGAUUGUUGAGUGGGAUCCUAAGGAGGUCUUGGAGGCUGAGACAAGGAAUCAGUAUGGGGAACGUGAGGGUAUGCCUCGUAUCAAAGAGGUUCUUGAGAAUCACGACUGGUCUAUGGUUGGAGUUGACUCUGGCUUUGACCGAGAAAAUGAUCCUGACAUGGAUUCCGAUGAUGAUCUUCAAGACCAACUAUUGGGUUUAGGUGGCUCUCGUGGGUUUGACGAUGAGGUCCAUGAAUUAGAGCGUGAAAUGUUCGGCUUGCGUAUGGCAAUUGAGCGUGGAGGUGGUGAUGGUGAUGCCACAGAUGAUUCUGAUCACGAUGGCGAGUGUGAGAUUGAAGUGGAGAGCAUGGAGGCAUUGAUGAUGCGCAUGCAGGCAAUCAAAGAUAUGAGCUCCGAGCUGCCAGAGGGUGAACGGAAACGAUUUGCUGCGAAGGCCGUGCAGAAGAUUAUGCGCGAGCUCUGA